Molecule: messenger RNA, 1977 nt
Organism: Mytilus trossulus (common blue mussel)
Lineage: Eukaryota; Metazoa; Mollusca; Bivalvia; Mytilida; Mytilidae
Product: pseudouridylate synthase 7 homolog
Exons: 18
Coding region: 101-1975 (624 amino acids)
Biological process (GO): pseudouridine synthesis
Cellular component (GO): nucleus
Molecular function (GO): RNA binding; pseudouridine synthase activity
Source: RefSeq, a predicted model, not a curated record
UAUUUGAUCAACACUUUAAGGUGAAAACUGAAAGUAACGUCAUAUCCGCCAUCAUCAAAGUGAAACAAUACGUGAAACUUGAAAAACCUAUAAUAAGUAAAUGGAGCCAGAGGCCAAAAAAGCCAGACUUGAGACUGAUGCUAUCACAACAUGUAGAGUGGAUAAUCAAUAUGAUGAUAUAUCAUGUGACAGUACUCCAGUAACCAAGGAAACAGAUAAUAAAGAUGUCAGUAGUUCAAAUAAUCAGACAGAAGAUGUCAAAUUUGUUAAAGAAACAGAUGUAGGCAUACUCUGCUAUAUUAAUGAUUUACCUGGUUGCCAUGGAGUUAUUAAACAAAGGUACUCUGAUUUCAUUGUGAAUGAAGUGGAUGUUGACGGUAAGGUUGUGGAAUUAACAAAAACAGAAGUGGAUAAAAUAUCAGAAGAAGAAAAGGUGCAGAAUGAAGAAGAGGAAAGUUUCAAGUUACCAGAAGAUGUAAUGAAGACAUUGCUAGCCUUAUCCUCUGAAUCUGAGAUGGAACCUGCUUUUAUACAUAUGGAAAACAUGGAUGACAAGGAGCUUAGAACCAAGUAUCAUCAGACAAUCAAAUCUAAGUUUCCUGGUUUAGAUAGUUCUACUGUUACUCAAGAUGACAAAAAAGUCAUUAAAGUUGUCAAGAAGGCUAAUACUAAGAUGAAAAACAGAUGGAAAAAUGAGUGGCCAGCUGGUCGAGGAAAUUACUGUCAGUUUGUUCUGUACAAAGAAAACCGAGAUACAAUGUCAGCUAUAAAUGAUAUGUCAAGAUUUCUCAGUGUGAACAGAAACUUAUUCCAGUAUGCAGGUACUAAAGACAAGAGAGCCAAAACUUCUCAAGAAAUAACAGUGUAUAGAAUGUUUGCAGAGAGACUAGAAGAAUUAAACACAAGAAUGAAGUAUAUGCAUUUUGGAAAUUACAGAUAUGUAAAUGAACCACUCAGGUUAGGUAAAUGUCAAGGCAACAAGUUUACUAUUGUACUGAGGAAUGUAACUGGAGAUGAUGAAACAUUAGAUAAAUCAAUGAUGUCGCUAAAAGAAAAAGGAUUUAUCAAUUAUUUUGGUAUGCAGAGAUUUGGUACAACAUCAAUACCUACACACCACAUAGGAAGAGCUGUAUUGAAAAAUGAUUAUGAAGAGGCUGUGAAUCUAAUUUUAAAACCUAGACCUGGUGAAACUGGAAGAAUAGUAGAAUGUCGUCAAUGUUGGGAAAGAAAUAAAGAUCCAGUUGAAGCUCUGAUAGGAUUACCAAAUCAGAAUGCUAUAGAGAAAACUAUCCUCAAAGAACUCAAGUCUAACAAACAUAACUUUUGUAAUGCUUUUCAAAAGAUAGCUAGGAAUACAAAGUUAAUGUAUUUACAUGCCUAUCAGAGUUAUCUAUGGAAUUCUGUCACCUCACAAAGAAUUAAACAACAUGGGUUACAACCAGUCAUAGGAGAUCUUGUUCUUACAGAGGAAAUCCAGGAGCUACAGGAAGGUGAAGACAAUGACAAUAAAGACAUUAGGAUAGUACAGCCAAUUGUCCUUGAUGAGAAGAAUGUGUCACAAUACAGCAUAUUGGACGUGGUUUUACCGUUACCAGGUCAUGAUGUCACAUACCCACCAAAUGAAGUCAGAAAAUGGUAUGAAACAUUAUUAGCAGAAGAUGGAUUAACUCUUGACAGUUUUAAGCACAAGAUCAAAUCAUUAUCAUUACCUGGAGCCUACAGAAAAAUAGUGAUCAAGCCUGGUGACGUUGUAUGGAAGCUGUACAGAUAUAAUGAUGUCAAUGUUGAAUUGGCUUUGAGUGAUCUGGAUAAACUGCAGAAAAAAGCAGAGCCUUCAUAUGAACAAGAUGGACAGUUUAAAGCUUUGAAAAUAGAAAUGACCUUGCCAUCAUCUUGUUAUGCUACCAUGGCAUUGAGAGAAGUUCUAAAAAUAGACACCUCAGCAUCCUAUCAGUCAACAUUAAAUGUUACAUAGUC